This is a messenger RNA of Anopheles nili, 1233 nucleotides long. RefSeq names its product inhibitor of growth protein 4 (gene Ing5). The record is from RefSeq and is a predicted model, not a curated record. NCBI's taxonomy places the organism in Eukaryota, Metazoa, Arthropoda, Insecta, Diptera, Culicidae. The transcript has 5 exons. Gene Ontology annotation, biological process: regulation of DNA-templated transcription. The coding region runs from base 132 to 992 and encodes 286 amino acids. Gene Ontology annotation, cellular component: nucleus.
ACCCAGAGAAAGCUUUUAUAAUAUAGAACAACGCAACACUGGCUACAGUUCAGCCUACAAAAGUAUAGGCGAAGGUUAUCGGGCACUGGACGCGUAAAACUGCCCGAGUGUGACGCGCUGAAAAUCGAAAAAUGACGUCGGCUUUGUAUUUGGAGCAUUACUUGGAUGGGUUAGAACAUCUACCGAACGAGUUGAAGCGAAAUUUCACCUUGAUGCGAGACCUGGACUCACGCGCCCAAGUGCUUAUGAAAUCAAUUGAUGAGAAAGCGGACGAACUCAUGAAGUCAAUUAUGAACGCGAAGGAGAACAUUUCGGACGAGGUGAAGAAGGAAAAACUCCAAGCCAUUCAGGACCUGUUCAACAAAGCGAAAGAGUACGGCGAUGACAAAGUACAACUGGCGAUACAGACGUACGAGCUGGUGGACAAACACAUACGUCGGUUGGAUUCGGAUCUGGCCAGAUUCGAAGGAGAAAUCCAGGACAAAACCGUUAACGCCCGUGAAAAAUCAGAAGAAAAUGUCACCAAAAAAGGACGAAAGAAGGUAAAGGAUGGGAAGAAUGCAGCGAAAAAGAAGCGAACCCAUUCCUCCGAAGACGAAGCCAGACCAACCGGUAACGGAGGCGCGGCGAGUAGUGGAACGACCAGUGGGGCUGCCAAUUCCAACGGCAAGGGUAAAAAUACUAAGAAGCAGAAGGUAAAUCAAGAAAAAGAAGGUCGCAAAGGGCAAAAUAAGAAGGGCACAGAAAACGACGACGCUACGCAGGACGGUGGGCAUGCUACUCCACAUCCCAGCGACGUGUUGGACAUGCCAGUGGAUCCCAACGAACCCACCUACUGCUUAUGCCACCAGGUGUCCUACGGGGAGAUGAUCGGUUGCGAUAACCCAGACUGCCCCAUCGAGUGGUUCCACUUUGCAUGUGUUGGCUUGACGAUAAAACCGAAAGGAAAAUGGUUUUGUCCAAAGUGUUCACAGGAUCGGAAGAAAAAGUAAACUCCCUUCACACACACACACACUGCAUCGACGCGCGCACGGGGAAUCCCGACGUUCGAGUAUUCCGUAUUAGGCACUUCAAUUAAUUUAUACAUACAUUUUCUUUCCAAUAAUACAUUGUGCGUUCUCUUCAGACUAGCUUUUAUUUAAUUGUACAGAACCAUUAACUUGAUUCGGCGUUUGUCGAAUUAGCACUGAAGUUGAUAAGGAGUACAUAGUUUGUAUGAUAGAUAUUGUACAA